AUGGUGAUGCCUGCAGAUUCUCUCACAGCUCUCCCUCCAUGGUGCAAACGGCAGGCCAGCUCAAGCCACGAGCACCCAGUCUUCCCCAACGUCCGCAUCAUGUCCUACAACAUACUUGCCGAUCAGCUGGCGCAUGAACACGCGCACGAGUUGUACCGGGCAUGCCCAAAGUGGUGCUUGCAGUGGGAGCACAGAGGGCCUGCCAUCAUGGCAGAGAUCGAGCACUGGGCGCCAGACAUCGGCUGCCUGCAGGAAGUCGAUUGGCCCGACGAGUUCCACGCCUUUCUGCAGGAGCUUGGGUACGAGACGGCGUACGCGCCGCGCACGGGAGAUCGCUGCGACGGCUGCCUGACCUUCUGGCGGCGCAGCCGGUUUGUGGCGCUGCACACGGAGGCCCUGCAGAUGCGCAGCUUCGGGCUAAAGGACAAUGUUGCAUUGUUGGUGCUGCUGGCGCCUGUUCUGGCGUCGCCCCCCGGCAGCGGCGCGGCGGCUGCCCGCGCGGCUGCCGACCCUGCCGCACCGGCGCUACUCGUCGGCAACACCCACCUGCUGUUCAACCCCAAGCGUGGCGAUAUCAAGGCGGGUCAGGCUCGCAGCAUAUUGACGACGAUGCGCGACAUCCAGUCAGCCGCUGACCGGCCCUCCUGGGCAAUGCUGAUGGGCGACUUCAACUCCGUGCCAGGCAGCCCCAUCUACAGGUUUGUGCAGACGGGAUCGUUGGACUGCAGCCUGGUGGACCGGCGCAACAUGUCUGGGCAGCUCACCUCUGGCAGCGGCUGGCCCCCCAAAGGACCCCAGGCUGGUGGACGGCCCUCACAGAACGGCGCCACCAGCAGUAAUGGUUAUGUCACUGGAACGCCUGUGGCCGCUUCCCCUUCCUCCGGGCAGAGCAUGGCGAUCGGCAUUCCUCAGCAGCACAUGCACGUGAGUGCCAAGAUGGCGAGCAGCAUCGGCGCCAGCGCGCCUCCUCUGUACUCGCAUCUGGACAGCGCCGGCCGCGUGUUCUGGUCGCCCGUGCCGCCGGCCGGGGACUCAGCGCCAGUGCAGCACCCCUUCUACUAUGAGCCCAUGCUGUUGGAGGAGGCCGCGCCUGUUCCGGACGUGCCCGCCCGCCUGGCCAAGUCAGCCUCUGUCAACGCGCGCAUGGCCAGCAUGGCGACAUGGGCGAAGGAGGAGCUCGAUUUGGCGGUGGGGCGGCGGGCCUCGCAGCUGGACGCAGCCAGCCUGGGCAUCGGACGGCGCCUCAAGUCUGGCAAGCUCGCGCGCGCUAACAGCAUCGGCGCUGACCUGGACGCCUGGAUCGCUCGCCACCCCCUGGGCGCCCUCUGCAGCACCUAUGCCCAGGCAAGCUGCUGGCAUCCCUGCAAACUUACCUUGAACAUAGACCCUGAAAGAUUCAAAGGAGUGCUGGGAGCAGAGCCCGGCUUUACGUCCUGCCACGGCCGCGUGAUCGCCACACUUGAUUACAUGUGGUUCACCCGCCUCUUGCACACGCCUACCCCUGCCGCCCAGCGCACCUCCUCACUUCAGGCCUUGGAGCCCUCCUCACAGCAGCCCAGCAGCUCUGCAGAUCCAGCCGGCAGGAGUCUCGACUCAUCCGGAGCAGCCUCUUCUGAGUGUACAAGCGGCGCAGACGGCCAGGAAUGCAGCAGCAGUGGGAUCAGCAGUGCCGCCCACAGCCAGCGAGGCAGACUGGAGCAGCAGGGAGUGGCUGGGGCCAGUUCAGGCACGCCGGGGGGUCCAACGGUGGCCGGCGGUGCCCCUGGAGCGUGGGGGCUUGGGGUAUCCGCGGUGGCCGGAGGGUGGGAGCUUGUUCCCACGAGGGUGGCAAUGGUUCCCCCAUUGCGCAGCCUGCGCAGCGGCCUGCCCGCGCCAGAUUACCCCUCGGAUCACAUCUCGCUCGUGGCUGAGUUUUCUGUUCGCUCGCUGCGGCCGGCAGAUGGCGUUCCUGUGCCGGGGGUUUUCGCUCCGCGCACCCCCGCACCGGCCGCGCCGGCGGCGCUGGCCGUCCCGGGUGUAGCAGCUGCACCGCAGGUGCCGCAGCACAUUUUCUUCGACGAUGAGGACUAGGCAGCCAAGCUUUUCAUGUGCACGUCUUUACCAGAAAUAAUUUGUAGCAGAAAAGAGAUUGCUAUAACACGCCUGUAGAUGUAUUUGGCGCAGAGAGUUGUACAUUGUAUCAUGAACUUGAUCAGUGUCUGUGAUGUGUGAGAUGCAUUGGUUGUAAAGUCUGUCAACC
Coccomyxa subellipsoidea C-169 is the source of this 2239-nucleotide messenger RNA. RefSeq lists its product as hypothetical. NCBI's taxonomy places the organism in Eukaryota, Viridiplantae, Chlorophyta, Trebouxiophyceae, Coccomyxaceae. Gene Ontology annotation, molecular function: poly(A)-specific ribonuclease activity. Bases 1 to 2070 code for a protein of 689 amino acids. The record is from RefSeq and is a predicted model, not a curated record. The transcript is spliced from 11 exons. Gene Ontology annotation, cellular component: nucleus; cytoplasm; CCR4-NOT complex. Gene Ontology annotation, biological process: nuclear-transcribed mRNA poly(A) tail shortening.